UAAAUACUGUUUUUUAUUAUAUUAAAUAAAAGUUUAAUAUUUCCAUUCACACUCAUGCAUGAUGGGCUCUGGAAAUGAACCGUAUGAUUUUUUGUACAAAGUUGUUUUGACUGGGGAUUCAGGUGUGGGAAAAUCAUGCUUGCUGUCCCGUUUUACAAGAGACGAGUUUGAUGCAGAAUCAAAAUCCACUAUUGGUGUAGAGUUUGCUACAAGAACAAUUAACAUUGCUGGGAAAGCAAUCAAAGUUCAAGUUUGGGAUACUGCUGGUCAAGAGCGAUACAGAGCUAUUACUAACGCCUAUUAUCGUGGAGCCUGUGGCGCCCUCAUCACUUACGACAUAUCAAAAUUGAAAACUUUUAUCAAUGUAGAAAGAUGGUUGAAUGAGCUACGUGAACAUGCUGAUCCAGAUAUUGUAGUCAUCAUGGUUGGUAAUAAAAGUGAUUUGAAGCAUUUAAGAGCUGUUAACACUGAAGAUGCUCAAGAAUUUGCCGACCAGCACAAAAUGUUAUUUAUUGAAACAUCAGCAUUAGAUUGCACAAACGUAGAAGACGCUUUUAAUUUGACUAUAAGAAAACUACAUGAAAUUCAGCUAAGCAAAAUAAAGACUCAGGUUCCACAUAUUAUCGAAAAAGUCAAUAUUCAAAAAAAUGAGAACGCUAAAGGAAAGCAAUGUUGCUAAUUUCCUAAUAAUAAAGUUAAUUUUUCGCAGUUCUGAUGUUUUCACGUCAUAAAUGAAUUUUUUGGCAAUAUUUUAUUACUAAAUUUUUAUGCAACUGCAUGUUUGGAUUUACUUCUUAUCUGCUGUCAUUAUCUUGUAACUAGAGUUAUUUUUUUAAUAAGAAUGAUAUUUUUUUGAAUAAUGUUUUGUAUGUUAUACGCAGUAUAUGUUAUAUAUUCAGUAUAUUCUAUAAGCAGAUUAUUUUAUUUAAAAGUUUUUAGUGCAAUUGUGAAAUAUAUGCGGUAUAUGUGAUAUGUCAAACACGCAGUUUAGCGCACAGCAUACCGCAUAUACACUAAAUGAAAAGGAAUUUGAAUCCGGAAUUUUAAAAGUACAUUAUUUUCUUAUAAAAUACUACUUAGUUACUUUUUGCAACUUUUGACUGCUGGCGGUCGCAUUUUUGAUCUUGAUUGAAAAUGCUUCUAAUUGCUUAUGAUUGUUGAUUUUAAUUUGUUUGAAAGUGAAAAUUUCGAAGCAUUUUUUUUAACUUAAAGAAUAAUCUAAGUAGCUUUUUUAUUAUUAUUAUUACCACUUGACAACUAAAAAAAAUGUUUUAACAUACGUUUUUAACGUUUGAUAGUAAAGCAUUCAAAUUUAGAAGCAGUACGCAUACAUGUAUUUACACUUGUGUACAAGUUUUUAAAAAUUUUAUUUAAAAAAAUCUUUGCGGUAAAA
Messenger RNA from Hydra vulgaris (swiftwater hydra), 1393 nucleotides. RefSeq names its product ras-related protein Rab-11B. Gene Ontology annotation, molecular function: GTPase activity; GTP binding. Gene Ontology annotation, cellular component: recycling endosome; Golgi apparatus. The record is from RefSeq and is a predicted model, not a curated record. Lineage: Eukaryota; Metazoa; Cnidaria; Hydrozoa; Anthoathecata; Hydridae. Gene Ontology annotation, biological process: exocytosis.